Messenger RNA from Parnassius apollo (apollo), 2781 nucleotides. Lineage: Eukaryota; Metazoa; Arthropoda; Insecta; Lepidoptera; Papilionidae. The record is from the annotation of a GenBank genome assembly.
AUGGAUCACGCGGUGAAGGCGAUGUCGGCGCGCGGCUGGUGGGCGCGGCUGGUGGCGCGGCGCCGCUUCGAGUCCGCCGAGCUCGAGGAGCUGUACGCGCGCUACGCCUGCAAGCUGCAGCGCGCCUCCGUCAGCUCCGCGCUGGCGCUCUGGGCGCUGCUGGCCGCCGCCCUCGCCGCUGCCGACGCCACGCGAGGAUGGAACACUGCGCCGCAGGUGGGAAUACUGAGUGCGCACGCAGUCUUGUGCGGCGUUUUGGCGUGGUGGUGUGGACGUUCUGGUGGCGUCGCACCAGAGCGUCGUUUACCCCGCGCGUGUUGGCUGGCUUUAGCGGGCGGAGGUGCCGCUCUUGCUGCUACGCUGCCUUGCUGGGGACCUGGCGCCCCGGCCGAAGGGGCUACACAUGUGGUCUGGGCAGUAUUCGCUGCUUAUGCGUUACUGCCAGUGGGUGCGCCUGUAGCCGCCGCCUUCGGCAUCCUCCUACCCACGGCACACACUAUCGCCGCCGCGUUGGUUGCGUACCGCUUCCCAUACCAUGUAUGGCAACAGAUGGUAGCCAACGUGGUUGUGUUCGUGUGCGUGAACGUGGUGGGAGCGCUGAUGCACUCGCUGAUGGAGACGGCGCAGCGGCGCGCCUUCCUCGACACACGCAAUUGCAUCGCUGCCCGCCUCGACAUGGAGGAUGAAAAUGAAAAGCUGGAACGACUACUGUUAUCGGUGCUGCCCCAACACGUGGCGAUGGAGAUGAAGAACGACAUCAUAUCUCCGGUGGAGGGCCAGUUCCAUAAAAUCUACAUACAGAAACACGAACAAGUCAGUAUUCUCUUCGCGGAUAUCGUGGGCUUCACGGUGCUCGCAUCGCAGUGCAGUGCGCAGGAGUUGGUGCGCCUUCUCAAUGAGCUUUUUGGACGCUUCGACCAGCUUGCCAACGAUAAUCACUGCCUCCGCAUCAAGAUCUUAGGCGACUGCUACUACUGCGUGUCCGGGCUGCCCGAACCGCGCUCUGACCACGCGCGCUGCACUGUCGAAAUGGGGCUCGACAUGAUCGACGCUAUUGCAUCAGUAGUAGAAGCGACAGAUGUGCAGUUGAACAUGCGCGUGGGCAUCCACACGGGGCGGGUGCUGUGUGGCGUGCUGGGGCUACGCAAGUGGCAGUACGACGUGUGGUCCAAUGACGUAACGCUCGCGAACAACAUGGAAGCUGGAGGAGAACCAGGCCGCGUACACGUAACGCAAGCGACGUUGGAAUGCCUCGGGGGUGCUUACGAAGUGGAGCCGGGGCACGGAGCUAGUCGCAACGCCUACCUGCGGGACCACUCCGUUCAAACCUACUUCAUCAUACCGCCGCCGAGACGACGAAAAAUGUGCUUAUCUGCGGGCGUAGGUCUGGGCUCAGGAUCACGACGUAAGCUAUCUUUCAAGAACGUGUCCAACGUUGUGGUCCAGCUGCUCCAUUCUAUCAAAUUCAAUGUCGACGUACCGUUUUCUAACAUGGCCGCCUCGCCCCAAGAGCUUAAAGCUAACGCUGCUAGGAAGGUGCUGGACCUGCGGCGCGCGCUGCACGCGGAGCCGGGCUCGGCGGAGGCGCUGCGGCUGGCGGCGCUGCGCGGCGACGACGUGAGCGCCGCGCCCGCGAUCCCCGCCCCCGUCCCCGCAGACCCCGCAGCCCCCGCGGCCGCCCCGCAACACCACACCUUCGACGCCGUCAUGCAGCACCACGCCCUGCGCACCCACCCCACGAAUAAAGUGACGGAGAAAUUCAAGCGACCGUUGAAAAAACGUCAUUCCUCUGUGUACCACCAGCCCACUAAUCGCGUGAACAAGUACCUGGCGCAGGCGAUAGACGCGCGCUCUGUGCACCGCGAGAAGGCGACGCACGUGCAUCUGCUGACGCUAUGUUUUAAAGACGCGGAGAAGGAGGCUCAGUACCGUGCGUCAACGGACGGCGGCUGGGCGGGAUCGCUGGGCGCGGCGCUAGGUGCGCUGGCGGCGGCUGGUGCGCUGCAGGCCGCCAUCUUGCCGCGCACCACCAUCUUGUUGCUGCUGUUCGUAACCGCGUUCGCUUGGUCGGCCGCCGUGCUGGCGCUGACACUCGCCGCCCGCCUGCGGCUUAUACCUUGCGACGUGUCGCGCCCGUUUGCGCUCAGAAACGCAAUUACGACUUUCACAAUUGUCCUGGGUUACGCUGUUGGACAGGUGAAUGUGGUAACGUGCCGAGAAAUAGACGUAUGUCGCAACCUGACCGAGAACAUGACAACAAUGGCAGACAUCCGCGCAAAGUCCGGCGACGUUGCCGCCGCGCUUUGGAGUAGUGGUGACCAUCGCGCCUGUCCCGUGCCGCUCUACAUCGCGCUAGGCUGCUGCCUCAGUAUGCUCACCGUGGCCGUUUUCUUGCGUCUACCGAUUUUAGUGAAGGGCAUUCUCCUAGCGGUCAUGACGGCCGGAUACAUUGCCGUGAUGUUGGCGUACCAUAAGGAUCUUUUCGACUGCUACGAUAUCAUGACAGGCGCGGGCGCAGGCGCGGUGGGGUCUGGGAGCGCGGCGUGCGCGUGGACGCUGCUGCUGGCGCUGGGCGUGCUGCUGCACGCGCGCCAGACCGAGUGGACGGCGCGCCUCGACUUCCUGUGGCAGGCGCAGGCGCGCGACGAGAAGCGCGACAUGGACGCGCUGCAGGCGUCAAAUAGGAGGAUAUUAUUCAACUUGCUACCCGCACACGUGGCGACGCAUUUCUUGGACAAUCAGUUCAGAACAAACAUGUAUAAAAAGCUAAUUUUGUUCUAG